Molecule: messenger RNA, 1652 nt
Organism: Rubroshorea leprosula
Lineage: Eukaryota; Viridiplantae; Streptophyta; Magnoliopsida; Malvales; Dipterocarpaceae
Source: the annotation of a GenBank genome assembly
CAAUUGUAAUUUUUUACAAAAGUGAAGCAUUAAUUAAGGACUAAAGAAAAUUGGUUUCUCCGCCUUUCUUGGAGAGAACAAGUGCUGUCGUCUGAUCCAACCAACGCGCACCCACUUUUUUGAAUCCCUCACUUCUAUACUUUUAAUGUCUGUCCUAAAUCCUCACCACCUUCCAGCUUUUUUCUUCAUAUCUCACUUAUGGCAGCUCUUGCUCCACCCUCCUGUUUUUCUUCCUCUCUGUCAAAGGACCCAUUUUCAACCACCACCACCGUCUUGGAUCAUAAGAAGCUGGGCGAAGGGGGAAUUCAGAAGACCCAGUUCAGCGUUUGGAUUUCUUCCAAGAGAAGUUUUACAAUUUUAGAUUCUGACCAUCCUGCAACUUUCUGGCUUGACUCUAAGAGAUAAGCUUAUAUCCUAUUUGCAUUAAAUCACCUUUUAGGACUAGGCCGAGAAUAAAAUUGAAGGCUUCAAUGGAACCUCCAGGACUGGUUCAGGAACUUAAAAGUGAUGAACUGGAGAGUGUAGGUAAAAGAGAAAGUGGCUCCGAUUUGUUUGAUGAAAUGAAGUAUCGGUUCAUGAGUUUUAAAAGAAAAAAGUACAUGGAAAACUUGGAACACUAUCAAAAUCUUGCUAAGGCUCAAGCACCAAAAUUUAUGGUGAUUGCUUGUGCAGACUCUAGAGUAUGCCCCUCAUACAUAUUGGGAUUCCAACCAGGAGAGGCAUUUGUGGUUCGCAAUGUCGCAAAUAUGGUGCCCCCAUAUGAGGGUGGGCCCUCAGAAACGAAUGCUGCACUAGAAUUUGCUGUGAACUCCCUUAAAGUUGAAAACAUUUUGGUUAUCGGACAUAGCUGCUGUGGUGGCAUCCGUGCACUCAUGAGUAUGCAGGAUGAAGAAGACUCUACUAGCUUUAUCACAAGAUGGGUUGUUGUUGGUAGAAAUGCAAGGCUAAAUACAGAAGCUGCUACAUCCAACCUUGGUUUUGACCAGCAGUGCAGGCACUGUGAGAAGGAAUCAGUCAAUUGUUCAUUGUUAAACUUGCUCACUUACCCAUGGAUAGAAGAAAAGGUAAGGAAAGGGCUGCUGUCUGUACAUGGUGGCUAUUAUGACUUUGUUGAAUGCACAUUUGAGAAAUGGACAUUGGAGUACGACCGAGGGAAGACAGAUGAAAGCAAUACGGUUGCAGUAAAAAAUAGAUCCUUUUGGCGCUGACUUAUUCUGUCAGUCUUAUAUUUUCCCUCUGUGCUGCAUAAUUUAUGAAUGGCGAGACAAUUGAACAAUAAUGUUAUCUCCUAAGAAUAUUGUAGGGCACAACCCCUCUGUUGUAUCAUUGCUGUAACGUUAUUUUCUGCUUCAUACUUCUAGGAAAGCUUCAGCUGAGUCAUUCUCACUGCCUAACAUUCUCCCCCUGUAAACUUGGGGUUAAGUUGUUAGGAGUCAUCUUCAUGAAGUUUGAUAACAUCAAUUUAUGUUAUGGGUUUCGGGAAUAAUUUAGUUAUCACUGAAAGCAGCUCAAACAUUAGCUUAAAAAAAAUUGAAAGAAAGGUGUGAAAACAUCAAAUGCUUUGCUAGCUAGUUCUAUUUAAAUCCACACGGUAUUGUUGAUUGUAACUAUAAGGAAUGGAAAAAGCAUGUGACAGGGACUGGGAGAACAUC